Molecule: messenger RNA, 414 nt
Organism: Paramecium pentaurelia
Lineage: Eukaryota; Ciliophora; Oligohymenophorea; Peniculida; Parameciidae
Source: the annotation of a GenBank genome assembly
AUGUAAGUGUUGAUAAAAUAAGAGCUAUUUUAGUAGAAAUAAUAACUAAGAAAAACACUCUCAAAUGGUUCAACUUUGUAAACUUCUGAAUUACCUGAAUAUUUAGGAAUCUAAACAAUAAUAGAAGAAAAUGAUGAUUAGGCAAAAUCCUAUUGUAAAUAGAUAUCUCCAUCUUAUGUUCAUUAUCAUAAUCAUACAAAAUAGGUAAUGAAUUUAAUGAAAAAUGCUCAUUAAUAAUUAUCUCCAGUGAUUGGAAGAAAAAAAUUAGAAGCUAAUUUGAUUGGAACAAUUGAUUUCAAUCACUUUACAAGGUUGAUGAAAGCAGUUUACUAUCCAAUUAAAUAAAAUAAAAAUUAAGACCUUAUUAAAAAAAGGGCUUUUUCAGAAAAAAUUUUCCAAAAAUAAACUUAAUGA